Molecule: messenger RNA, 1209 nt
Organism: Penicillium canariense
Lineage: Eukaryota; Fungi; Ascomycota; Eurotiomycetes; Eurotiales; Aspergillaceae
Product: rRNA-processing protein LAS1
Exons: 4
Coding region: 1-1209 (402 amino acids)
Biological process (GO): maturation of LSU-rRNA; maturation of 5.8S rRNA
Cellular component (GO): Las1 complex; preribosome, large subunit precursor
Molecular function (GO): endonuclease activity
Source: RefSeq, a predicted model, not a curated record
AUGGCCAAAGUUAUAUUCACGGCAUGGAAGACUAAAGCCCAAUUAAUCGACGUGCGGAGCGAGUUUUACCCGCUACCGUCGUACGAUGGCCCGGACAUGCGCUCGCACGCCUGUGCCACGGUGGAAGCGUGGAAGCUGCGCGGAAAUGUGCCGCAUCAUGUUGAGGCCACGGCGUUGUUGACGGAUGCGAUUCUGCACGACGAUGCGCAGAGUAAUUCCAUCUUUUCAAUCCGGGCGACCUAUUCAGCUGCCUUUUGUCGCUUCGUCACUGGCCUGGUAGACACAAAAGUCACUGGCCCCCGCAGAUCAAUGUUCCAGCGGGCUGCUGACCUCGGCCUGCCGGCUUCGUUUGUCGAACUGCGCCACGAAGCAACGCACCGCGAGCCCCCAUCGCUGGUUGUCCUGCGCAAAACUACGCAGCGCUCCCUGGAGUGGCUCUGGGACAACUAUUGGGCUGGUAUUGACGUCGACGAAAUCGGGAGUGUGCCCCGCGUCACUCGUGAUGAUAGCGUUCCUGUUGCGACAGCGCUGAGGGGCGCGUUGCAACAGGUUGUGCGCCGAUCGGACUCGAAGCCGGUGCAGAAGAAGAGGAAGCGUGAGCAGGAGGACUCGGUUGCGGCUCGGUUGGUAGAGAUUUGCAGUGCGUCUAAAGACGGUCCGAGCCCUGCGGUGGGUGUGCUGCCCGUUGUUUUGUUGGAUGAGGGGAUGUUGGUGGAUUCGGAGAGAAAGCUUGGAGAGUCGAUGGACGCGAUAUUCGACAAGUGGGAUCCGGUCCUGCAGCAAGUCACCACGAGCCAUCCUUCGUUCUUGCUGCACCUGUCAGAGGAGCUGGUGCACACCUUGGCCCUGAACUCAGGGAAUAGCUCUCCCGAGAAUGCCCAGGCUGAGGGGCUUUUCCUAUGGCUCGAGCAUCUGCUGACUUCGCCUGCAUGGAAGUCGCGACAGGCGUAUUUCCCGCGCGGCUACAUUUCCACCAUCUGCAGCGAAAACUCCAAUCACUGGACUCAAAAGCUGGUGGAGACGUUGCAGAAACAUGGAAACACUGCCACUGUGGCGUCUCGGACUCAAAAUGCUGCUAAGAGUAGCUCCUUGAAGAAGAGGACUCAGGCAGUCCUUAGCGAUAGUGUAGCUGAGAAGCUCCGGGAGCAUGGAUGGGGCCCUAUUGAGAAAUGGGACAGCCGGCCUCUGGGAGUUGCCUCGACUAGCUAG